AUGUACCGGCUUCUGUCAGCAGUGACGGCCAGGGCCGCGACCACCGGGGGCUGCGCCUGGGGCUGUGGGCGGCGUGCGGUUCAUCAGCGCGCCGGGCUGCCGCCACUCGGCCCCGGGUGGGUCGGGGGCCUCGGGCUGGGGCUGGGGCUGGCACUUGGGGUGAAACUGGCCGGCGGGCUGAGGGGCGCAUCCCCCGCGCCACCUGCCGCGGCCCCAGACCCCGAGGCGCCGCCUCAGGCCGAGCCGCUGCAGCCGCAGGAACAGCCCCUCGCCCCGUGGUCUCCGCAGACCCCGGCGCCGCCGCACGCCAGGCACUUCGCCAGAGCCAUCGACAGCAGCCGCGACCUCCUGCACAGGAUCAAGGAUGAGGUGGGCGCACCGGGCAUCGUAGUUGGAGUCUCUGUAGAUGGAAAAGAAGUCUGGUCAGAAGGUUUAGGUUAUGCUGAUGUUGAGAACCGUGUACCAUGCAAGCCAGAGACAGUUAUGAGAAUUGCCAGUAUCAGCAAAAGCCUCACCAUGGUUGCUAUUGCCAAACUGUGGGAAGCAGGGAAAUUGGAUCUUGAUAUUCCAGUUCAACAUUAUGUUCCUGAAUUCCCAGAAAAAGAAUAUGAAGGUGAAAAGGUGUCUGUUACAACAAGAUUAUUGAUUUCCCACUUAAGUGGAAUUCGUCAUUAUGAAAAGGACAUGAAAAAGGUGAAAGAAGAGAAAGCUUAUAAAGCCUUAAAGAUGAUGAAAGAGAUGAUGGAAUCUGACCAAGAAAAAGAGUUAAAAGAAAAAGGAGGCAAAAGCAAUGAAAAGAAUGACUUUGCUAAAGCUAAGGUAGAGCAAGAUAGUGAAACCAAAGGCCGAAAUUCAAAACCUUGCAAGAAAAAGAAUGAUUUUGAACAAGGUGAAUUAUAUUUGAAAGAAAAAUUUGAAAAUUCAAUUGAAUCUCUAAGAUUAUUUAAAAAUGACCCUUUGUUCUUCAAACCUGGUGAUCAGUUUUUGUAUUCAACUUUUGGCUAUACCCUACUGGCAGCCAUAGUAGAAAGAGCUUCAGGAUAUAAAUAUUUGGACUAUAUGCAGAAAAUAUUCCAUGACUUGGAUAUGCUGACAACUGUGCAGGAGGAAAAUGAGCCAGUGAUUUACAAUAGAGCAAGAUUUUAUGUUUACAAUAAAAAGAAACGCCUUGUCAACACACCUUACGUGGAUAACUCCUAUAAAUGGGCUGGUGGUGGAUUUCUGUCUACAGUGGGUGACCUUCUGAAAUUUGGGAAUGCGAUGCUGUAUGGUUACCAAGUCGGGCUGUUUAAGAACUCAAAUGAAAAUCUUUUACCUGGAUAUCUUAAACCAGAAACAAUGCUUAUGAUUUGGACACCAGUCCCUAAUACAGAGAUGUCUUGGGAUAAAGAGGGUAAAUACGCGAUGGCAUGGGGCGUGGUGGAAAAGAAGCAGACAUAUGGCUCUUGCAGGAAGCAGCGGCACUACGCCUCCCACACCGGGGGCGCAGUGGGUGCAAGUAGUGUCCUGCUGGUCCUUCCCGAAGAACUGGAUGCAGACGCUCUAAAUAACAAGGUCCCCCCAAGAGGAAUAGUUGUUUCUAUCAUAUGUAACAUGCAGUCUGUUGGCCUCAACAGCACUGCUUUAAAGAUUGCUCUGGAAUUUGAUAAAGACAGAUCAGAUGUACCUUAA
Rangifer tarandus platyrhynchus (Svalbard reindeer) is the source of this 1671-nucleotide messenger RNA. The record is from the annotation of a GenBank genome assembly. NCBI's taxonomy places the organism in Eukaryota, Metazoa, Chordata, Mammalia, Artiodactyla, Cervidae.